CACUACCGCACCGUAUCUCUGCCACACCAACUGCGGCCACCAUUUCUCUCCUAUCCACUAAAUUGAAUUACUAGAUAUGCAGCACCAACAAGAAGGGCUACAGUCAAUCCAUUGUGCUUCGCUGCAAAUGUUUAUUUCUACAGCUUUUUCUAUGCAUCAUUCACAAAAUAGGCGUGAAGUGUCUCCCUAUCCACAAACAUACAAUGCCAACGUAUACUUUGCACCAACGCAUGCUCAAUCGUACCUUGUACCUCAAUUGAAGUGGAUCAUCGGCCGUCCAUUCAGUUGCAUCAGAUACCGUCACAAGAUGAUUCAUUCGCAAGUUUUUAUCUUGAAGGCCAAAUAAUCUUCCUUUCUCAAAAUUGGGGCUUCAUUUGCCACACGCACCAAUUUACUAAAAGUUGUUCCAACUGGAAUUUCCACGAUCUGGUGGGUGUCGUUUCAGUCAGUGACAAAAUCUGCGACGGGAUUUCCCGUGUUAACUGGCAGUAUUAGCAGUUCUGGAGACGGGCAAAGUGGUCCACAUGUCAUAUUAUCUUGACCUGUCCUCUGAAAUGAACGAUGUGGCUUAGGGCCUCUGAUUAUGAUAUUGUCCGCUUAACAGGAUUUCAAUUGAGAUUUUGUUGAAUAGAAAUAGAUUCGAGUGCGGACGAAAAUACGCGGUAGAUGAAAAGGUCAAUUCGAAGUCUAAUUUCAUCACUAAAAAGAUUUAACGCGAUGAGAAGUUUGAUGUAUCUCACGAGAUCGAGAUGCAGUCGUGGCAACAAUUUGUUUUGAGGAGUUCGGGAAACGGUAAAGUAUUGGAAUGUGCAUCGUCAAUGAUAUUUCUGGACGGUAAACUGCAUGAAAGAGCAAGUCGUACCAGCAAAUUAACGCGAAAAU
Messenger RNA from Plasmopara halstedii, 882 nucleotides. RefSeq lists its product as uncharacterized. The coding region runs from base 77 to 346 and encodes 89 amino acids. The record is from RefSeq and is a predicted model, not a curated record. NCBI's taxonomy places the organism in Eukaryota, Oomycota, Peronosporomycetes, Peronosporales, Peronosporaceae. The transcript has a single exon.